Molecule: messenger RNA, 1698 nt
Organism: Capsicum annuum
Lineage: Eukaryota; Viridiplantae; Streptophyta; Magnoliopsida; Solanales; Solanaceae
Product: ankyrin repeat-containing protein At5g02620-like
Exons: 3
Coding region: 1-1698 (565 amino acids)
Molecular function (GO): protein binding
Source: RefSeq, a predicted model, not a curated record
AUGGAGUCGACCUUGUAUAAUGUUGCGAUGAGAGGCAAUAUCGGAGAUGGCAAUUUUCUGCUUCUUGAUCAUUUGAAAAAGAAUGAAGAAAAUGGCGACCAAGUCACUCCAAAGGGCAACACGGUCCUCCAUGUCGCAUCCCUCUAUGGCAACUCCUAUUUCGUGGCAGAAGUCCUAAAGAUCACUCCGUCAUUGUUAUGCUAUCAAAACAAGAAAAAUGAAACCGCUCUUCACAUAGCAGCUAAUGAAGGACACAUUGAAGUAGUACAUGGGCUACUUGCACGUAUAGAAGAUCAUGAUACUAAGGAGAAACUCACGAGGAUGACAGGAGCUAGUGGAGAUACAGCCCUGCACAAGGCCGUGCGGAGCCAACAUCUAGAUGUGGUUAAGAUCUUGGUGAAAGAAGAUCCUGAAUUUGAAUUCCCGCCUAACCAUGCGCAGGAGACGCCAUUGUAUCUGGCGGAUGAAUCUGGUUUUCAUGAUGCUCUGAUUAACAUCUUGGAAUCCUGCAAGAAACCAAUUUAUGCUGCAAGUCCAUCUAAUAGAACGCUGCUGCAUGCAGCAGUAAUUCAGGAACAUAAAGAUUGCAUUAGAUCACUAUGGCGUUGGAAUAAGCCUUUAUGCGAGGAACUUGACUUAUGGGGUUGGAAUUCACUGCACUAUGCUGUUAAAUUAGGAUUGGAAGACGUAGUUUCUGAUAUGCUGGGGUGGAAAAAAUCCUUAGUAUACCUUCCGACAGGCAGUGAAAAUGACUGGACGAUAGCAAUUCACAUUGCAGCCAGUAAAGGUGAUAUAAACAUGAUAAAUAAGCUGUUAAAUCACCGCCCCGAUUGUUGGGAUAUGCUUAACAGCAACAAUCAAAAUGCUCUUCAUGUUGCCGUACUAAACAAUCAAGACAAGGUAGUCCGCUUCUUAUUAGACUCUGAUAAGUGUGACAACCUUGUUGAUGAACCAGAUAGUGACGGCAACACUCCUCUCCAUUUGGUUGCUGUCUCUGGUAACCAUGUGCCUGAAUUAAUAAACCAUCCUAGAGCAAAGCCGAUGUCAUUUAUCAAACAAAACCAGACCCCACUUGAUACAUCGUUGUUAUGCACAGUGACAACAAAGAAGGUAAGCGGUCGCACAUUUGAGAAAUUGGUGGAGGAUUUGUGUAGCAUCGGCCGAUUUGGAAAACAUGACUUUGAGGUAAAGCGGAAGUACGAGUACAUGCACAAUCCAAAUGAUGAAACGGGAACAGGAGUCAAAAUGCAACUGAGGGAAGUUGAUCACGAUAAAGCUAAAAAGGCAGAUCAAACAGAAGUCGAAAGUAUUAUGAAGGCAGCUCAAAUUCAUAUUGUUAUGGCCACUUUGAUAAUGACAGUCACUUUUGCCGCUGGUAUCACAUUGCCAGGAGGUUUUGAGAGUGACUCCAAUUGUCCUAAUCAAGGGAUGUCGAUUCUAAUAAGGAAAACAACAUUUCGUGCAUUUGUUGUUUCUGAUGCCAUUGCCUUCACAUUCUCAGUUGUUGCCAUAUUCAUCUACUUCCUCAUGGCAGAUACAAGUAGAAAUCCUCAAAGUAAGAAAAUUGUAAAGAAGCUUUAUGAUCUCGCAGUUAUUUUUCAGUGCUUGUCAAUGUUAGCAGUUGUAAUUGUAUUUGCAACGGGUAUGUUUGCUACCUUAUACAUUCCCUUGGUCUUGCCGUUACUGUCUGUUCCAUAG